Caenorhabditis briggsae is the source of this 1134-nucleotide messenger RNA. The record is from RefSeq and is a predicted model, not a curated record. Lineage: Eukaryota; Metazoa; Nematoda; Chromadorea; Rhabditida; Rhabditidae. Bases 1 to 1134 code for a protein of 377 amino acids. The transcript has 6 exons.
AUGAUCGGUGUGGUGCUGCUCUUUUUGGUCUUUAACAGUGUCACUGCUGAUGACAAUCAUUGUCCCUCUGGUUGGACAUUUUCUACGAACACCUCCUAUUGUUACAUCCAAUCUCCACAAUACAUGACCUACGCAGAAGCAGAUCCAUUCUGCCAGUCAAUGGGAGGAUCUCAAGUGUUCAUAUUCACAUCGAGAGAGCUCACUUGGCUCACUGACUUCACAUCCUCGUCAUUUGCUCAACCAUGGCUAGCCACUACAAGAAACACAACCACAAAUAUCUGGUAUAACUCCGAUAACACAUCUCCCACAGCAAGCUUUUGGACAACUGGAGAGCCAGGUGUCAAUGGAGAUUGUGCAACAUUCAAAGGCACAAGUGCCCCAGGUCUCAAAGUAACUCCGUGCUACAGUAUCCAACCGGCUCUCUGCAGGCAGAUGCCGGCACUAUGCCCAACGAUUAAAGAUUACGGUGGUGCGUACACUAGAAGUGGCACUAUCCAAUCUCCAGGGUAUCCAGUUCAGUAUUACAACAACUUGGACUGUCUCUACACUAUCACAUCCCCGGCAAACACGUACAUCACAUUGCUCUUCUAUCCGUAUGUUUUAGAGGACUUUUUUGAUUAUAUUGAUGUCUACGAUGGUCCAAACUCCAGCUAUCCAUUCCUUGGAACGACAGACAACUGGUGGUAUCUUCGUGACGACUUCGAAAGUUCCAGCAACUCUGUAUCUUUUAUUUUCCACACGGAUAACAUUAUCACCGACAAGGGAUGGUUACUGACUUGGAAUGCCAAAUCAAACACCCCACCAAUCAGCCAAUCGGGUCAGAACGGAUCAUUCACAUCUCCAAACUACCCAAAUAACUAUGACCCUUACACGGAGCAAGUGUAUUAUAUCAGAGCUCCAGUGGGAUUCCAGGUCAAUGUGACAAUCACUGAUUUCGUCACAGAGUCCACUUUCGAUGUUCUGGAAGUGUACAAUUCAUCGUAUGUCAGUUCCAGUAAUCUUAUUGCAAAUUUGUCUGGGUCAGCGGUUGCUCCAUGGUCUUGGCUUUCUCCAUCUCGUUAUGUGACGAUGAGAUUCAAAUCUGAUUAUAUGGUUCAAAAGAAAGGAUUCUCACUUUUUUGGAUUAUUCAAUGA